Messenger RNA from Gossypium arboreum, 807 nucleotides. RefSeq names its product histone H1-like. The transcript has 2 exons. Gene Ontology annotation, cellular component: nucleus; nucleosome. The record is from RefSeq and is a predicted model, not a curated record. Gene Ontology annotation, biological process: chromosome condensation; negative regulation of DNA recombination; nucleosome assembly. The coding region runs from base 79 to 633 and encodes 184 amino acids. Lineage: Eukaryota; Viridiplantae; Streptophyta; Magnoliopsida; Malvales; Malvaceae. Gene Ontology annotation, molecular function: structural constituent of chromatin; double-stranded DNA binding; nucleosomal DNA binding.
UAUCUAUUAAUUUCCCAUUACUAUAACUACUGCGGCCUUUUUCUUCUCCAAAACUCUGAAACAAGGCGCUCAAUAACAAUGGCAAAAGCAAAGCCAGAAGUUGCUUCUACAAAUGAGGAUAAGGCUUCCCAUCCUCCUUACCUUGAGAUGAUUUGUGAAGCAAUAUCGACGCUGAAGGAACGGACAGGGUCAAGCCAGCCAGCGAUAGCCAAGUUCAUGGAGGAGAAGUACGGCAAAAUGCUGCCUCCCAAUUUCAAGAAGCUGCUAUCGGUUCAGUUGAAGAAGUUGGUGAAAUCGGAGAAGCUUGUUAAACUCAAGAACUCCUACAAGAUUUCUUCGACUGAAAAACUGAAGCUGGCCGUCAAAGAGACCCAGGAAAGGAAAGGCAGUGCAAAAAACAAGUCCUCAAACCCCAAAGAACAGGCUGCAAAGAAAGUAUCGGAGAAAAGCGUGAAGACCAAGAGGCUGAGUCAAGUUAAGACCCCAGAGGCUCUUAAGAAAGCAAAAAAGGAUGUGAAGAAGGCGGUUUCGGGUUCAAAACUGAAGCGUUUGAGUCAGGUUAAGACCCCUGAGGGAUUGAAGAGGAAGACCUCUAAGCAGCCAAAACAAGACAUGGAAGUCAAUGUUAGUUGACAGGUGAAGAUGGUAGGGUUUCUUUUUUGGUUGUAUGCAUGUAGAUAUAGUUGUUUAUUAUGAUGGAAAUAUUUAUUGGCUUCUUGUUCUUGAAGAUGUCAACUUCCGGACUUCCAUAUAUCAACUUACUAGUUUUGAUAAUUAUUGCAAUGCAAUUUGAAUUUCGAAAGCAAA